AUGGAGAACAAAGUCUUCUGGCAGAUUUCUAAUGGGGAGAAAGUUCAUAUUUUAAAGGAUCCAUGGCUUGUUCAACAAUUGGAUCAUUUAAUUAGCAAUCGUUCUCCUAUGCCAUGUGAGAUUGAUCAUGUUUUUGACUUAAUAAUUCCUCAUUCAAGGUCAUGGAACGUCCCUCUUUUACAUGAAUUAUUUCCUCCUGAUAUUGUUGAAUGUAUCACUGCAAUUUAUCUAAAUUCUGAGGUCGACAUGGAAGACAAAUUGGUUUGGACAGGGAAUGCUUCAGGGAAAUUCUCCACUAAAUCAUGUUAUAUGGGGUUAUUGAAUAACCGUCCUUCCACAUCAACUAUGUCUGCUUUCCCUUGGAAAAUAUUUUGGUCUUUUUCUAUUAUCUUGCCAAAGAUCCACAUUUUCAUAUGGAAGAUUAUUCACAAUGGAAUUGCAGUUAAGGUUAAUAUCAGCAGAUUCAUCCCAAAUAUUGAUACUACUUGUCGUUUCUGUCAUCAACAGAAAGAAUCUACUCUUCACUUAUUAUUCUUAUGCCCAAGGUCAAGAAUGGUUUUGAAUGAUACUACUCUGAAUUCGUCCGCAGAUGUCUUGGAGGCCACUUUCUGUGAGACUAUGAUUAUUCGAAAAGCACGACAAAAUUUUAAUCUGUGCAUAUCUGAAGGUGAAACAAGUCGUGUAAACACUGGUCUGUCUCAUAGGACUGGUAUUUGGGAACCUCCAGAGAAUAACUACAUCAAAAUCAAUAUAGAUGCAGCCUUUAUCCCAAACAAUGGAGCAGCCGGGGCUGUUGCUAGGGAUCAUAAUGGUAUGUUUUUGGGGUGUGGCACAAUCACUUUUGAUGCUACUUCUUCUUUAUUGGCUGAAUCUAUCGCAUGUAAAUUGGGUAUGAAGUUGGGACAAAGAUUUAGUUUUUACAGGAUCAUAAUUGAAGGCGACGCAACUAAUGUUACUGAUACUGUUUUAGGUGAUUCUAGAAACAUUCCAUGGUGCAUAAACUCUGUGAUUCACCAAAUUAGAGAUGCUGGUAACUCUUUUGUCGAUGUAAAAUUUGUUUAUGUUCCAAAAGCGCUAAUAAUUUGGCUCACUCUUUAUGCCAAUUUGCAAUGCACAAUCAUGUAA
This is a messenger RNA of Papaver somniferum (opium poppy), 1125 nucleotides long. RefSeq lists its product as uncharacterized. The transcript is spliced from 2 exons. The record is from RefSeq and is a predicted model, not a curated record. NCBI's taxonomy places the organism in Eukaryota, Viridiplantae, Streptophyta, Magnoliopsida, Ranunculales, Papaveraceae. Bases 1 to 1125 code for a protein of 374 amino acids. Gene Ontology annotation, molecular function: RNA-DNA hybrid ribonuclease activity; nucleic acid binding.